UUUGAGAAAAACUAAACAUGGCACCUACAACGUUAGCUAGCGUCGUGUUGGUGGUCUGUCUGGGCUCUUGUCUUUCAGUCCCCAUACCUCUAGAGGAAAGCUCUGAGCUCACGGAUAGGGACCUUCGCUUUGCACAGAAAUAUCUAAGCACUUUGUAUAGUUCUCCUUCUAACCCUGCUGGGAUUCUGAGGAAAAGCGCCAAAGGUGCGACAGGCCAGCUUAAGGAAAUGCAAGCCUUCUUCGGCCUGGACAUAACGGGCAAACUGGAUGAAGAGACUCUUGAAGUGAUGAAACAGCCAAGAUGUGGAGUUCCUGAUAUAGGGGAAUAUAACUUCUUCCCACGGAAGCUGAAAUGGCCCAGACACAAUCUCACCUACAGGAUUGUUAAUUACACCCCGGAUUUAACACGUGCAGAUGUGGACAGAGCUAUUAAGAAAGCACUGAAAGUAUGGAGUGAUGUCACACCAUUGAAUUUCACCAGGCUGCGAUCCGGCACUGCGGAUAUUAUGAUUUCCUUCGGAAAAAAUGAACAUGGUGACUACUAUCCAUUUGAUGGCCCCAAUGGUUUGCUGGCUCAUGCUUUCCCCCCAGGAGAGAAAAUUGGAGGGGACACGCAUUUCGAUGAUGAUGAAAUAUUCGCAAACGACAACAAAGGAUACAAUCUGUUUAUGGUUGCUGCUCAUGAAUUUGGCCAUGCCCUGGGGCUGGACCAUUCCAGGGAUCCAGGCUCUCUGAUGUAUCCAGUGUACUCAUACACAGAGACCAGAAGCUUCAUUCUUCCUGACGAUGACGUGCAGGGGAUCCAGGAACUGUACGGGUCUGGUAACAGAGACCCGAACCCAAAACAUCCCAAAACACCCGAGAAGUGUGACCCAGAACUGGAGAUUGAUGCAAUAACGGAGCUCAGAGGGGAAAAGUUUAUCUUCAAAGACAGAUUCUUCUGGAGGGUUCAUCCUCAAAUGAUAGAAGCAGAGUUGGUCUUGAUUAAGUCUUUCUGGCCUGAACUUCCCAAUAAAAUUGACGCUGCUUAUGAAUAUCCACAGAAGGAUCUUGUAUAUAUUUUUAAAGGGAAGAAAUUUUGGGCUCUGAAUGGAUAUGAUAUACUGGAUGAUUAUCCCAAAAAAUUGCAUGAGCUUGGAUUUCCAAAAAUUCUCAAAUCUAUAGACGCAGCUGUUCAUAAUGAUGCCACCGGCAAAACUCUUUUCUUCACUGGAGACAAGUAUUGGAGUUAUGAUGAAGAAGAGAGGACUUUAGACAAAGGCUACCCCAGGUCCAUAGCAGAUGACUUCCUGGGAAUUGGCGAUAAAGUUGAUGCAGCUUACAGAAGAAAUGGCUACAUUUACUUCUUCAAUGGGCCCCUUCAAUAUGAAUACAGCAUCUGGAGUAAGAAAGUGACCCGUGUAAUGAAGACCAACUCUCUCCUGUGGUGCUAAUCUUCUGAAUCUACACUGUCCCCUACUGUGGGGGAGUCGGUUGCAGAACUUCACCCACUUGACCUUUGUACGUUAUUAUAACGCUCUGGAUGACAACAAACUACAGUGAAAUGUUAGAUAUUUGCACCAUAGUUGAAUUUUAAAAAUGUUAUUUAUAUGCCCAGACGCUACAGCUCUGCUAAUAUGGGUCUUAUCUAAAUGAUGUUGGUUUGGGUGCUCAUGUUUCUGUAUAUGUUUUAUAGCGUACCUGUCAAUUGCACAACAUGGAGGCAGCCAUAUUGUGGGUUCAAUAUAAAUAGCAUUGCAGCCAAUCAUUUCACUCGGGAAUCAGUGACAUCACUGAAGCAUUUUGUUCCCUCAUUCUCAGAGACUUCUAAGGCUGCAUUAAAGUUCUGCAGACAACAUGGCUUCAUUCUACAAUUUAGUCAAUUAUUAUGUUAAUCUACAGAGGCAGAAUAAACCAUCGACGGGAUGUAAUGGAGACCGAGAUCGCUGGAGGUGUGGGAUGCCCGCUGAUCUUGGACAUUUUUUUAAAGGGGCAAUUACUUAAAUGGCAAAACCAUGCCUUGUAAAUGAUUGCCCCUUUAAAAAAAAAAUAUCACAGUUCAGCCAGCAUUCCGCACAUGUGGCUAUCUCGGACCCAUUAUUAUAUCCUGCCCUACAGUAUGUGUCUGCAAAAUGAAGCUGGUAUUCUGUCAGCCACUGAGAUGGUUUCUGAGGAGGGAAUCCCCGUGUUUUAAAAAUAAUAAUAUGAUGAUGUCACCAAUGUUUCAGUUCUACAGGUUUUAAUUUAUUAACAUAGCUGAAAGGGGUAAAUCUGUUCUGAAAGCAUAUAAACCAAUCAUAUGUUAGGUUUCAUCUUGGUAGCGCAGACUAGGCAAUGGAAAUGAAUAUAUUAUUGGCUUGUAUAGUUUUCGUGCAGAUUUGCGCCCUUAAACAAUGUUAAUAGGUAACCUUUUUUUAUCUCUGAUAUAUUUUCCUAAUAAUUCUACAUUGAGUACCUAAUUCAGAGUUAGGAACAAAUCAAAAACAGGAGCAAUUUGCACCUCGGCAAAACCAUGUUGCACUGAAGUUGGGACAGAUUAAAAUUGAGAUAAAGGCCGGAUGUAAUGCAGCGGAAGACGACCGUAGCGCAGAGAUUCCGGCCAAACGCUUAGGUUUCUAUUAAAGCGUCAAACAUUCUCAAAGCAAAACCAGGUUGUUUUUGCCUUGUGAACGAUUGCCACUUUAAAAAAAAUGUACGAGUUCAGCUGAUUUUGUGCAGUCUCUGCGCAGCCCAGGACUUACUCAGCCGCUGCGAUCACAUCAGCCUGUCCGGGACCGGAUUUGCUGUUAGACACCCUCCCUGAAAAUGCUUGGGCACACCUGCGUUUUUCCAACCACUCCCAGAAAACGGUCAGUUGCCGCCCACAAACACCCUAUUCCUGUCAAUCUUCUUGCGAACGCCGGUGCGAAUGGAUCCUUCGCUCAAACCCGUCGCUGACCGCCGAUCUGCUUUGCAGCUGUCCGUCGCGUCUGCACAUUGUGGUGCAUAUGCAUGCGCAGUUUGGAUCUGAUCGCCCGCUGUGCGAAAACGCACAGCAGCGAUCAGUUCUGAAUGACCCCAUGGCUUGCUCCAAAUUGCGCCUGCUUGCUUAUUUUUUUAUUAUUAUUUGCUCCUAAAUCUGAUUCAGGUCCUGAGUGUUUUACUGUUAUGCUUGCGGACCGCUCAGCAAUGUCUGGGUGAAAGUUUUACACUAAGAACAGUAUUUGGUUAAAGUAGAUGCAGACUUACAACCACAUAUUUUAUAGUUCUCAGACCUGACUCUGCUGCAGACUUCUCUGUUUCUGGCAAAUCAGUGCCCUCACAACCUGGGUAUGUUGGAAAUCCAUAUAAACCUGUUCUUGGGACAGUGGGAACCUGUGCUUAGGGCCAGGAGCGGAGAGAGGUAUGGCCUUUUUGAGGGGGACCUACUAGUUUACAUAGAUUUUUCUUAAAAGGGGCAUGGGCACAUCUCUCAGAUAUGACCACACCUCCUACCAUAACUGGGCCCCAUGGACGUCUCAACGGCCUUGCAGGGCCAUAGGGGCGACAUUUUCUGCACGCUUUUUUUGUGCAUUUAUAAUUCAUUGUGUGCAUAAAUUACACACUCAGGGAGGCAUGUACUAAGC
Pseudophryne corroboree (corroboree frog) is the source of this 3584-nucleotide messenger RNA. Its product is annotated as collagenase 3-like. Gene Ontology annotation, molecular function: metalloendopeptidase activity; zinc ion binding. Gene Ontology annotation, cellular component: extracellular matrix. The transcript has 10 exons. Bases 18 to 1433 code for a protein of 471 amino acids. The record is from RefSeq and is a predicted model, not a curated record. NCBI's taxonomy places the organism in Eukaryota, Metazoa, Chordata, Amphibia, Anura, Myobatrachidae. Gene Ontology annotation, biological process: extracellular matrix organization; collagen catabolic process; proteolysis.